Scylla paramamosain (green mud crab) is the source of this 1194-nucleotide messenger RNA. Its product is annotated as probable glutamate receptor. The transcript has 5 exons. Bases 274 to 1188 code for a protein of 304 amino acids. Lineage: Eukaryota; Metazoa; Arthropoda; Malacostraca; Decapoda; Portunidae. Gene Ontology annotation, molecular function: ligand-gated monoatomic ion channel activity. Gene Ontology annotation, cellular component: membrane. The record is from RefSeq and is a predicted model, not a curated record.
CGUUGCAACGCCGUUCAGCCCCACCACCACCCGUCUCAGGAGGGUCGCCAGCUGGUCCCCUGACAAGACCUGGAGACAAGGUCUCCAAUCACAGCUUUUUCCAGAAAAAUUUAUUGUGUUGGUGGAAUACACGUAUUAUGUUUGUGUGAAUACGUUCCAACAUCUCAAACAGCUCAGAUUUUCCUUAAUGUGUCAGCGUUCGUAAUAAAGAAAUAAUAAUAAUUUGCGAACAGAUUCCCUUCAGCACCAACGUUGACGGUAGCGGUGGAGUUCAUGCCUCACCACACCCUCACGUGGGUGGAAGACCAGCUCGCCACGGAGGGACGCCGUCUUCACUACACUGGCGCCAUGGCAAAAAUUGUGGAAUAUAUUUCUUUAGGAGUUAACUUUACGUACAGGUAUGUGCUGUCCCCCGACAGGACGUUCGGCACAAAAAUUCCUGACGGGUCCUGGACCGGCAUGAUGGGCAUGGUGGUGCGGGAAGAGGUACAUUUCGCUGCAGGACCCUUCAUGUUAUCACCAGAGCGAGCAGCAGCCGGCGAUUAUACCGUGGCGGUCUGGAAUGGAGACGUGAGGAUAGUAAGCGGACUGGGAGGUCUGCAGAUAGACCCUUGGGGCUUUAUGUUGCCCUUCACGCCCCUCGUGUGGGAAGGUGCCCUAACUGCACUGCUAGGGGUGACAGCCGUGCUACAAGUGCUCUCCUCUUGCUUACCUGGCAAGGCGCUAUGCUUCAGCCCUGUCCGCGUUCUCCUGCAGCAAGACGUGGUGUGGCCCGUGGAGUGGUGGUGGUGGGAGCGUCUGGUGCUGGCGCUGUGGAUGCUGACGACACUUGUGCUGACGAAGAGCUACGCCGGCAACCUCAUGUCCCUGCUGGCCGUGAGAUACGUGCCGCAGCCCUUUCAGACACCAAGGGACGUUCUCAACGAUCCUCACGUCGCCAUGAUAUGGCAGAAGUAUUCCAAGAAUGAACAUUUUCUGAGAACUGCAGAGUCCGGUGUCUUCCGCGAGGUAGCAGAGCUGGAGGAGAAGGGUCGCCUCAAGUUCCUGAUCCAGGAGCAGUUCCAGGAAAGCCUCGACACCUUGGUGAGGGCCGGACACCACGUUCUCAUCGACAUUGAAAAUGCAAUCAAAAGCUUGGUAGCUUUAGACUUUUCCCAAAAAGUUAAGUGUUCAAAAUUUACCGAUUAAGGUCAA